UUUGAGCUAGUUCUUCUUCCAAUGGAACAUUAACGUCUCGCUGCGCAGUGUUAGACUGUACUGGUACAGCUUUAUCCACAAUACAGGUACCACUGUAUUUUCAUCUGUACUGGGCAACAGUAAGCUGUUUCUCUUUUCUUUAAACACCCCACACAAACCAGCCAUGCCUAAACGGAGACAUGAACCAGGAGUCUCAGUGCCCAGGAGGAGAUCUCCAAGGUUGAAAGAUAAACCUGAAAAUGCAAAGGCAAAGGCAGAGGCCAAACCUAAGCCAAAGAAGGGACCUGCUAAGCCUAAGAAAGCUAAGGAGGUGGAGAAAGCCAAGCCUGAUGAGAAAGCACCAGACACCCCUGCUGAGAAUGGCGAAGCCAAAGCUGAGGAAGAGACACCAGCUACAGACGCAACUGAACAAAAAGAUGAAGCGGCAGAAUAACAUUUCUCCAACCACAUCUUUUACCAGUGCUCCCUGUACCUCUUUUCUUGUACAAUUCAGGGGAAUAUUUUUAUCAACUAUUUUCUAAAUACAGGUUUUUUAGUAGUUUGAUUGUAGAGAACACUUUUUUUUAAUGAAAGAAAAAAGUCAAUUUGGAGACGGGAAUUUUCAUCACAUCCCACAAUUUUGCAUCGCCGUUGAAUUUGCGGUCAUUGUUGUUACUGUCAGUGGAUUUCAUUUUGAGUUUAAAAUGUGAAUGGGGGGGGGUUGCAGGACAGGUUACCUUGUCAAUGUGCAAGCACAGCUGGGGCAACAACCGGAAGAGCUUGUCUGCGUGGAUUACAUUCCAUAUGUUUUUAAGUGUGUGUAAUCUGUGCUGGGGUGGGAAUGGACAACAAAGUCACAGGGCAACUCAUUGUUUUAUUGUUUAUAAUAAAGACCAGUGUUUUAGAAUGUUUUAAAACUUUGUUCCUGUAUGUUAACUCUUGUACUCAUGCAGUUUUCUUAAUGAAUCAGAUCAAUAAAGCUAAAAUCCCUAGUA
Messenger RNA from Epinephelus moara (kelp grouper), 974 nucleotides. RefSeq names its product non-histone chromosomal protein HMG-like (gene hmgn1b). NCBI's taxonomy places the organism in Eukaryota, Metazoa, Chordata, Actinopteri, Perciformes, Serranidae. The transcript has 6 exons. The coding region runs from base 164 to 433 and encodes 89 amino acids. The record is from RefSeq and is a predicted model, not a curated record. Gene Ontology annotation, molecular function: nucleosomal DNA binding. Gene Ontology annotation, cellular component: chromatin; nucleus.